Chanos chanos (milkfish) is the source of this 2856-nucleotide messenger RNA. Its product is annotated as NACHT, LRR and PYD domains-containing protein 3-like. Bases 1 to 2856 code for a protein of 951 amino acids. Gene Ontology annotation, molecular function: protein binding. The transcript has 5 exons. The record is from RefSeq and is a predicted model, not a curated record. Lineage: Eukaryota; Metazoa; Chordata; Actinopteri; Gonorynchiformes; Chanidae.
AUGUCUGAGUCAGAUGAUGUCAUGCUGAGAAUCACUGAGGGUCAUAAAACCACCCUGAAAAACAAAUAUGAGUUCUUAUAUGAAGGUGUUGCACUAAAAGAAAACCAAACCCUCCUCAACAGCAUUUACACAGAGCUCUACAUCAUAGACAGAGAGAGUGAAGGAGUGAAUGAGAAACAUGAAGUUUUACAGAUUGAAACAUCAUCCAGGACAAGGGAUUCUCAAGACAAACCAAUCAGCUGCAAUGACAUCUUCAAACCCUUGUCAACCAACCAAACUAUAGAGGACAAAGAAACCUUGUGUAGUCAGGAACCAGGAGGGGACAGAAAAAAUCUAAAAAUCAGAGCUGUACUCACCAAGGGCAUCGCUGGAAUUGGAAAAACAGUCUCUGUGCACAAGUUCAUUCUGGACUGGGCAGAGGGAAGGACCAAUCAGGACAUUGAUUUUGUAUUGAUUCUUCCUUUUCGAGAGCUGAACUUGGUUAAAGGUGAUCAUUUCAGUCUUCAUGGACUCCUGCUAGAGUUUCACCCAGAGCUGAAAGACUUGGAUCCAAAGAAAUAUAAUGACUGUAAAAUGCUGUUCAUUUUUGAUGGUUUAGAUGAGAGUCGACUUCAGAUAGAUUUUUCUCAGAGGCUGUGUGAUGUGACCACAACAUCAUCAGUGAACAAACUGAUAUCAAACCUCAUUCAAGGAAAUCUUCUUCCCUCUGCACUCAUCUGGAUAACCUCCAGACCAGCAGCAGCCAGUCAGAUCCCCUCUCAGUUCAUCAGUCGUGUGACAGAAGUCCAAGGAUUCACUGAUUCACAGAAAGAGGAAUACUUCAGAAAAAGAGUCGGUGAUGAGAGUCAAGCCAACAGAAUCAUCUCACACAUCAAGGCAACAGUGAGUCUCCACAUCAUGUGUCACAUCCCAGUGUUCUGUUGGAUUUCAGCCACUGUGCUUCAGGAAAUGCUACAUCAAGACAAUGUAAAAGAGAUCCCUAAAACUCUGACUGAGAUGUACACACACUUCCUGCUCAUUCAGACCAAAAUGAAGAAGCAGAAAUAUGAAGAGAAAAUUGAGACAGACUCAAAGAAUCCUCUUGAAUCAAGCAAGGAGAUCUUUCUGAAACUUGCUAAUCUGGCUUUUAAUCAGCUGCUGAGGGGCAAUAUCAUGUUUUAUGAAGAGGAUCUGAAAGAAUGUGGCAUUGAUGUGAGUGAGGCCACAGUGUACUCUGGGAUUUGCACUGAGAUCUUUAAGGAGGAAUCUGUGCUUCGACAGAAGAAGGUUUACUGCUUUGUUCAUCUGAGUGUUCAAGAGUUCUUUGCUGCUCUCUAUGUGUUUUACAGCUAUGUAAACAAGAACAUGAUGGAACUGGAGUAUUUUCUGCAGGAAGAGACCAGAGGACAACUCAGCAAAUUUAAGAAGGGACUGAAGGCUUUUUUGUGGGGAAAGACCAGAGUGGAGCCAAACUAUGUUCCAUUGGAUGCAUUGCUGAAAAAAGCUGUGGAUAAAUCUUUGGAGAGUAAGGAUGGACGUCUCGAUCUGUUUGUCCGCUUCCUUCAUGGCAUCUCACUGGAGUCCAACCAGAAACUCCUACAGGGCCUGCUGACACACACACAGAACAACCAGGAGAGCAUCAAGGAAAUAAGCCUUUACAUCAAAGAGUUAAAUAAAGAUGGUGUCCCACCUGAGAGAUGGAUCAAUCUACUGCACUGCUUGACUGAAAUGAAUGAUCGCUCUCUCCAUGAAGACAUUCAAGCUUUUGUUAAGUCUGAAAAUUACAGAACCGAACUCUCACUUGCACACUGCACAGCACUGGCCUACAUGUUUCUGAUUUCAGAGGAGGUGCUGGAUGAGUUUGAUCUGAAGAAAUACAAUGCAUCAGAUGAGGGUCGUAGGAGACUGCUCCCAGCUGUGCGGUGCUGCAGAAAAGCUUUAAUUGCUGGUUGUAAACUCAAUAAACAGUCCUGUGAAGCUGUAGCCUCAGUUCUACAGUCAUUAAACUGUCCUCUGAGAGAACUGGACCUGAGUAACAAUGAGCUUCAGGAUUCAGGAGUGAAGUCGCUCUGUGUUGGAUUAAGGAAUCCAUACUGUAAACUGGAGAUACUGAGACUUGCUGGUUGUAAACUCACCAAACAGUCCUGUGAAGCUGUAGCCUCAGUUCUACAGUCAGUAAACUGUCCCCUGAGAGAACUGGACCUGAGUAACAAUGAGCUUCAGGAUUCAGGAGUGAAGAUGCUCUGUGUGCAACUGGAGAAUCCACACUGUAAACUGGAGAUACUGAGUGUGGACGAUGGCUUGAUGAUUACAAAACGACAAGUAUUAACAGACUAUGCCUGUGAUCUCACACUGGACCCAAACACAGUAAACACAAAGCUCUCUCUCUCUGAGGGGAACAGAAAGGUGACACGUGUGAAAGAGAAACAGUCGUAUCCUGAUCAUCCAGAGAGAUUUGAUGAGUGUCGUCAAGUCAUGUGUAGAGAGAGUCUGACUGGACGCUGUUACUGGGAGACUGAGAGGAGUGGAGUUAAUGCUGGUAUAUCAGUGACAUAUAAAGGAAUCAGGAGGAAAGGAGAGAGUCGUGACUGUAAGUUUGGAGACAAUAAAAAGUCCUGGAGUCUGAUCUGCUCUGAUAACAGUUACUCUGCCCGUCACAAUAAACAGAGCACUGACAUACCUGCCCCCCCCUCACACACACACAGAGUAGGAGUGUAUCUGGACUGGUCGUCUGGAACUGUGUCCUUCUACAGCGUCUCCUCUGACACACACACACUCACACACAUACACACAUUCCGCUCCACAUUCACUGAACCCCUCUAUGCAGGGUUUACUGUUUAUUAUGACUCCCCAGUGUCUCUGUGUCAGAUAAAAUAA